GUUAUGUGGAUCUUUAGCUGCUACGCGAGGGAGCCUACGACGCAACUGACACUUCGCCAGUUGGAAACUGCAUUUCCACUACUUACUUCGGUGGAUGUACAAGACCGUCGCCGUGUUGUGAGUGGGGCUUUGACCCGUUUUGCAGGAGGGUUGCUCUCAUUUUACGACGACCGCGUUAUUGCAUUGAAACAUGUCCCCGUCCAUGCAUUCUCUUUGCUCUCUUUGGAGGAGUUUAGAAUGGUGACAUCAAUGGAGCAGGCAUCUGUUGUUUUUCUGUUCAAGUGUCAAAUGCGACAUGAAGAGGUUUUAGAGGCGUUGCAGACCGUGUUAGAUGCCUGGGGAAAACGUGGUGCUGCGUUAGCAUCAUCAUUUAUGCGAUUGGCUGUUGCGGUGAUUCUUUCACAUGCAAUUGGUACAUGUGCUUUGUUGCCCCAAGAUCUGAGAGGCUCGGUACGCCCCUUUGUUCUUCGCUACUUGCCAACACUACUGGUCCUUCACGGGGAGGAGCCUAUUCUUGGGAGGCUUGCCGCUUUGCUGCGGCAGCCAAAAACUAAUAAAAGGUCCACCCCGAUUUCAGUACGACGGAGAAUGGAAGAGAUCACACGGGCCGAACCGAUAGUUGUCGAGCCAUCUGCCACGUGUGCGGAGAACGAUGCCCGAUCGGAGAUGGAAGGGGGGUACUUUUUUGAAUCCGUUGCACCUCUUCCGCAGUUGGACUCCGAGGUGGCCUGGAAGAUUGCAAAAUGUACAUGCCGUCACACGAUUGUCUCUUUUCCAAAGAAGCAUGUCUUAAGAAACAACGCGGUUGGUGGCUCGGAUCCGGACUGUCUAUUCUCCGCUCUUUUGUUUUCAUGUGCACGUCUGCACUUGUCGUGGCCGUUGCUUAAGUCUUUUGGUGACGAGGAGUUGUGCUUGAGUUUGAACCUUGGCAAGGCCUCUCACGCAACACCGGACGAAGAAUUGGUGUGGAAAACAGAGAGGAAGAGGAAACGCGGGAGGGGACGGGCGUGA
Messenger RNA from Trypanosoma cruzi, 1011 nucleotides. RefSeq lists its product as uncharacterized. The annotation marks the transcript as partial. The record is from RefSeq and is a predicted model, not a curated record. NCBI's taxonomy places the organism in Eukaryota, Euglenozoa, Kinetoplastea, Trypanosomatida, Trypanosomatidae. The transcript has a single exon.